ACCCAACAGACCUAUCUGUCAAAAACAUGUGAAUGAAUCAAGGCGGAGUUUGCUUUGUGAAUGUAGGACGAAAGUAAAAAUGUUUCAAAGUCCCGUUAGAUGUUAUUGGUGUCUCAGAAGUGUUUACAAUCACAACACGUAGCGGUCAUUACCUUAUAGAACACUCAGCAUCAUGGACGACUUAGACGUUAAUAUAAUUGAUUUUAUUUUCCUGAGCCUCGCGUUCGCUGUAACAUUUACCGGUGUUAUCAUUAAUAAUUACGAGAAAUAUGUGCCAGCGUUCAUUAUUAAGAGUUACCGAUAUGGGAGCUUCGCUUACCAAGGCACUGAAGCUAAUUUCGUGCAAGCUAUCGAGAUCCCGAAGGCUUAUUACAGACAUUUUUAUUUAUUUUCGACGCUAUUCAGUAGUUUGACUUUGUUCUACAUGUUUAUGGUGUAUUUCUUUGAGGUAACCGUAAGUUAUCCCGUUCACUUCGUGUUGAAGUUGCUGUUACAGGAAAAUGAACCCUCAGUUUCAGUAUCUGCAGCUUUAUUAGCUCUGUCCUUACUGACAAUACAAUGCGUAAGGAGGUUCUACGAGACAUACUACCUGCAAGUGUUUGCCAAGUCCAGUAAGAUGAACCUGAGCCACUAUUUGGCCGGCAUCAUACACUACUUCGCAUGUGUUAUAGCUGUGGUUGGACAAGCGCCUCUGUUUUGCGGUCACCAAAACCGCAACAGCAUAGUAUGGAACGACUACCGUACCACCAUCCUGGCUAUCCCAUGCUCCGUAAUCUUCCUUGCUAUGUGGUACGAACAGUACAGGACCAACAUUAUCUUCGCCAAUCUCCGGAAGGACAAGAAGUCUGGGGAGGUGGUGACAGAAGAACACAAGAUACCCCACGGAAGGAUGUUUGAACAUGUCUCCAGCCCGCACAGAAUGUGUGAGAUUGUCUUGUACACGGUCCUGUUGAUGCUGGUUCCAACGAAGACUUUCUUCUGUAUUUAUUUGUGGGUUUUAGGAAAUCAGAUUCAAACUGCGAUUCAAGCUCAUGAAUGGUACAAAAAGACAUUUGACAAAUACCCCUCGAACAGAUUCGCGAUUUUCCCGCGCUUAUUGUAAUGGCGCAUAGUUUAAAUUAAGAAGACUGAAGCAUUUAUUUUCUCUGUAUUUAUUGGAAUUAGAAAUAUAAGUGUUAAAUUAUUGAUUUGUAAUUUUAAAUUAAAUAACGAAAAUGUUUCGGCACUUUUGUGUAAGAAAAUGAAUUACCUAACUAUAUUCUGAGGCUAACUUUUUUUCAACCUUAACACAUUAUUUAAGAGCUAACUAUAUUAUGGAUCGAAUUUAAUAGAUGUAUUUUUAUUAA
Molecule: messenger RNA, 1346 nt
Organism: Trichoplusia ni (cabbage looper)
Lineage: Eukaryota; Metazoa; Arthropoda; Insecta; Lepidoptera; Noctuidae
Product: polyprenol reductase
Exons: 4
Coding region: 173-1102 (309 amino acids)
Biological process (GO): dolichol-linked oligosaccharide biosynthetic process; polyprenol catabolic process
Cellular component (GO): endoplasmic reticulum
Molecular function (GO): 3-oxo-5-alpha-steroid 4-dehydrogenase activity
Source: RefSeq, a predicted model, not a curated record